Episyrphus balteatus (marmalade hoverfly) is the source of this 603-nucleotide messenger RNA. Its product is annotated as degenerin-like protein asic-1. Gene Ontology annotation, cellular component: membrane. Lineage: Eukaryota; Metazoa; Arthropoda; Insecta; Diptera; Syrphidae. The coding region runs from base 38 to 538 and encodes 166 amino acids. The record is from RefSeq and is a predicted model, not a curated record. The transcript is spliced from 3 exons. Gene Ontology annotation, molecular function: ligand-gated sodium channel activity. Gene Ontology annotation, biological process: sodium ion transmembrane transport.
GAGAUAUUUUAAAGUCUACACACAGGCUAAUUGUGAAAUGGAAUGUAUGGCGAAUGAAACUUUAAUGAAUUGUGGAUGUGUCAAGUUUUCAAUGCCAAGAAAUUCAUCUCAUCCAGUUUGUGGUGUUAAAAAUUAUUUAAACUGCUUAAAUCCCAUCGAACGCAGUCGUAAGUCCCUGCAAAUUGUAAUGAAAAUGAAUCCAUUGGCUGCUAUCAGUAAACGGAAAUCUUGUUUUAAUAGCUGUUUGCCAGAAUGUAUUAGCAUUAAAUAUAAAGCAGAGCUUGAACAUCAAGUUCCUUAUGAGCAUGGUUUGAGUGAUAAACGAUCUACUAAAAUAACAUUUAAAUUUGAUGAAGAUGUCUUUAAUGCUUUAAAACUCUCUGAAUUAUACACUUGGACAGAUUUCAUUGCAAAUUGUGGAGGAAUAUUGGGAUUUUUUAUUGGUAUUUCGAUCUUGAGUUUGAUGGAAAUUGUAUACUUUUUUACUUUAAGGUUAUGGACGAAUUUGAAGGCUAGGCGAAGAAUACAACAGGAAUGAAUGGACUUUAAAAAGCUGAAAUUGGUGGAAAUAUUGUAUGAAACCGUUAACCAUACUACUUUAAU